Galleria mellonella (greater wax moth) is the source of this 2957-nucleotide messenger RNA. RefSeq lists its product as uncharacterized. The coding region runs from base 30 to 2957 and encodes 975 amino acids. Lineage: Eukaryota; Metazoa; Arthropoda; Insecta; Lepidoptera; Pyralidae. The transcript has a single exon. The record is from RefSeq and is a predicted model, not a curated record.
GAAGUCCACCGAUACGAAAUACUCUAAAUAUGGGCAAAAGUAAGAGUAAUAAAAGUAAGACGGAAGAUACGCUUGUACUAUUCAAGAAGUCAAACACCACUCUAUUUACUCAUUCCAGGACAUGCUCAGGUGUGUCACAUCUUUAUACCAAUAGUGCUAUUCUACAAAUCAAGAAAAAUUUAUCGCAAGCUAAAGAAUAUUAUGUAUACGAUGACAAAGUUAAAAGAGAUUUCAGUUUGGAAACUGAUAUUUGUGUUUUAAGACGGUAUUAUAGAAGUAAAAGGAGUAAAUUAAGUCGAAAAUCAUCGUCAAGAUUGAAAUAUUCAACAAUUGCAGGCACAGAGAUAAGAACAAUUGAAGAAUUUGAGCCAAAUGCCAGUGCAUGUGGUGAUAAUAGCAGUAAAACUUCUAUUGUAAUGGAACCUAAUUUAACUAAUAUAGAUAUUACUUCCCUUAUGAUAGAGAACCUUAAAGUACUUCUAAAUAAUUGGAUCAAGACACAUGUAUUGGAAAAUAAAGAAUUAAAACAAAAAUUUGACGCUAUUCUCGACUCUAUACUGGUCAGACUUGAAACAAGGAAACCCGAGAGACUUUCAUCUUGUACAACUUAUGUUAUGGAUAAAGACAAUAAUAAACACAGAGGUAAAAGAGGUACUAAAAGAAGUACAGCUGUAACUUGCCAAUAUUGUAAACAGAAGCUAAGACCCUCAGUAACCAGUGGUUUAUCUCAGGAGAAAACUCAAAGAAAAGACUCCUAUUACACAGUACCUUUUCCUUACAAACACAUAAAAAUAAUUUCGACUUUAAGUAUACCUAGAAAUUUUCAUAUGCAGACUACUGAUUCUAAUGUGUCAAUGAAGAGAAAACAAAAGGUAAAAAAAUAUAACAUCAUUAAUACAUCUAAAAAUAAAAUACACAGAUUAUUUGUUACUACGUCUACUUUUAAUCUAUUAACAGUAUCUUCAAAUUCAGAUAUUAAAUUUUGUGUACCUAAUAAAGAAAAUAAUGAAAGUGAAGAUAACAAAAAAGAACAAAUCAUAUUUUUUCCAAAACCAGUUAAUAAUAGUGAUAAAACUAAAUCAACUACAUCGUUUUGCAUAAAUAAUAUUUUGAAUAAAAAUCAAGUACAUAAAGACGGAUACUUAAAUGUAACUCCGAGCCUUGUUAAAAGCAUUUAUGCCGCUGAUCCUGCAAAUAUAGCCAGUAGCAGUAAAUAUAAAAAGAAUAGUGACAAUUUUACUAUGACUGAUGAAAAUAUGUCAUACGAAGUAGCACAAACUAUAUUAAAUAAUUGUAAUUCAAAAGUACAGUUUCAUAAAGCAGAAAUUUCAGGUGCUAAACGAAGUAUUAACAUAUUAAAAAUUAUAGAUGAAAAAGAUCAAAGCGAUCCCAUGGUAGCUAUUGAUUUCAUAAAUCAAAACGUAGAGUUACCUACAAACGACGUAUCUAAAUGUUAUAACAAGGAAACAAUUAAGGAUAGCCAAAGUACAAAAAAUAUUCAGCUGUUGAAAAGAAAACUAAAACGUCAAAAACGAAAAAAAUUACGAUGUAAAUAUUAUUUUAGUCGAUAUACUCAUUUUAAAAAAGGUAAUAAUUAUUUGUUGGAAAAAAGAAAUAUCUUAGGACAUUUAGACAAUAUUUUAAACUAUUUUUCCACGUAUAGUGAUCAUAAAGAUAUAAAACUUGAGAUACAUAUGAAUAUUUUACCUACGCAUAAAAAGGAACCUAAAAUUAAUGUUAAUAACAAAAAUAAUCAAAACAAAACAUGUGCACUCAAAGUCUCCCAUAAUAAAUUUACCACAUUUGAGACUUCUUUGGAAACACAUAAAUCAAAUAAAGAAAAUACUUAUAUAUUUUCUGAACAUCAUCCGAAUAUUAUUCCUCUUCUUGAUGGAUCUAUGAGUCAAAAUAAGUAUAUAUUUCAUAGUGAGAAAGCAAUGGCUGAAGCAAAAGAUGUAUUUAAAAAUGUUUGUAAUUUUACAGACCGUAGUACGACGACUAAUGAAUUUGCAAUAUCUCAGGAAAUACGUGAACUUAGGGAAGUUGUAAAAGAGUUAGUAGUUACUGCUGAAAAAUUAGUUAAAGACUAUUUAAAGAAACAAAAUAUACCAAAAGUAGCCUUGAUGUCAAAUAACACAACAAUUAAUAAAGCAAGACAAGAUAAUAAUAAUAUAUCAUCAAAUCAGCAAAUACAAUCUAAAGGAAUCCAAAUUUCAAAUAUCAUUGGAAAAUCACAGCUUUCUGGCUUAAAACUAACAAAGAGCCCUAAGAAACCAGAAGUUUUCUUAAAUGAAUUAGCAAAACGGAGUACUUCAUAUCAUAUUAUAGAGAGUGAAUCAAUAUUAAAAGUGACUGAUAUGACUUCUGCUGCCAUAGAUAAAGCAAAAGAAAAUAAAACCUUACAAUGUUCGAUUAGAAGAUCUAAAUCUCUUUUUGAUAUGACCAAUUCGAUGCGUAAAACACGAUUACAUACCUUUUUCUUCAGCGGGAACUUUAAAAAGAAUAAGAGUAAAUAUCAAAACUUUUAUCAACAACAACUAACAUGUUCAAAAGAAAAAUGUCUUCAGAAUAAAACUUCAGGACAGUCAGGCAAACUUAAAUGUAACAGUUCUCCAUGUUUUCCUGAACCUCCACACGAAUAUAAUUCCAAAGUUAUUAUUCCUAUAGAAUACGAUGAUCGCGAUCCUGGUUGUUCGCCAGAGUUUCUAAAUAUCGACAAACCCAAAUUUUCUGUUCGAAACCGAAAAGGUAUAAAUUUCUGCAAAGGUUUAUUAUACUGCAUUUUGCUGUGGGUGCCAGUUAUUAUAAUUGCUUACUUAUUUUACUCAUAUGUAAUACAAGAUCUGAUAAAACCUACUACUUCACCAUCAAAACAGAUAAAUAAAACAACUAACACGUUAAUUCCAAUUAAAAAUUCCUCUAGAUUAUAUUUGAAAGUGUCCGAUUUAGGUUUUUGA